Messenger RNA from Drosophila albomicans, 1798 nucleotides. It is a transcript of the gene bond, whose product is annotated as elongation of very long chain fatty acids protein 7. Gene Ontology annotation, biological process: very long-chain fatty acid biosynthetic process; fatty acid elongation, saturated fatty acid; fatty acid elongation, polyunsaturated fatty acid. Lineage: Eukaryota; Metazoa; Arthropoda; Insecta; Diptera; Drosophilidae. The record is from RefSeq and is a predicted model, not a curated record. The coding region runs from base 389 to 1357 and encodes 322 amino acids. Gene Ontology annotation, cellular component: endoplasmic reticulum membrane. The transcript has 4 exons. Gene Ontology annotation, molecular function: fatty acid elongase activity.
GAUUUGAAAAUCAUUCAAUCCGUAUAGAAAUCUCACAUACUAAUCAGACAUCAAGUUCAAUUCAAUAAUACAAAUUAUACAAUAAUUAAGGCGCGAUUUUUGGAGGCCUGAGUCAGCUGGAUUUCCAGUCAAGAACUGGAAAUUUAUAUGAUUGAAGAAGAACUUGCAUACUUCCUAACAUCAACAUCAACUUCAGCAACAACAUCAACAUCAAAAAUACUGGAUUAUUCUGUGGCCCUUGCGAGGCCAUCAGCCGGAAGUGUUUACUGUAAUACGAAUAGAUCAAAUUCAAGUUUUUGGCCAACGAGUUGCCCAUCAGCCCAUCACAAAGCGUUAAAAACGAACAGAACAAAACAAAAAACAAAUCAGAACGUAAAUCGCAGCCAAAAUGACGACCUACAUGAAGAUAUUUAACGAGCGCAUCUCGGGCCUAUCCAAGGGUGUGGAUGAGACUGUGGACAGUUGGUUUUUAAUGAGUUCACCGGGUCCAGUGGUGGCUGUGGUACUGAUUUAUCUGGUGUUUGUGCUCAAGAUUGGACCUGAGUACAUGAAGAACCGCAAGCCCAUGGACCUGAAGCGUAUAAUGGUACUGUACAAUGCCUUUCAGGUGUGCUACUCCAUUUGGAUGUGUCGUACGUCCAUCCAGGAGAGCAAUGUCAUGUCGUCGAUAUUCUCGAAGAAAUGCGAAAUCAAUCGCACUCGCGAACAGAAUUUAACCCUCUACUCGGGCGCUUGGUUUUAUUUCUUCUCGAAGAUCAUUGAUUUGCUGGAUACCACGUUCUUUGUGCUGCGCAAGAAGAACAAUCAGGUGUCUUUCCUGCAUGUCUAUCAUCACACAAUCACCGUACUCUUCUCUUGGGGCUAUCUGAAGUAUGCGCCCGGUGAACAGGGCGUCAUCAUUGGCAUCCUCAACUCGGGUGUGCACAUCAUCAUGUAUUUCUAUUACAUGGUCGCCGCCAUGGGACCCCAAUACCAGAAGUAUCUGUGGUGGAAGAAGUACAUGACCAGCAUCCAGCUGAUUCAGUUUGUGCUCAUUCUGGGCUACAUGCUUGCCGUGGGCGCCAAGGGUUGCAACAUGCCCAAGACGCUGACCUUCUUCUUUGUGGGCAACACGAUCAUUUUCCUCUAUCUGUUCGGCAACUUCUAUCGUAAGACCUACAACAAAUCGAAGAGUAUUGAUGCCAACGGCUCGGUGCGCAGCGGUGGCAGGAGUCUGGCACAAUCGGCUCUGCGUGCUGCUGGCGGUAUGGGCUGCAUGCCAUUGCAAGCGACCAACAACGGUAAGCAGGAUGCCAGAGACUUCAAGCCGUACAUCGAUCUGAAUAACAACAGUGUGAAAGCCAUGAAGGUGGAAUAAGUUCAACGAGUCUCUCUCAAGUUCUCUUUAAUUGAUUUGGAGAGCUAUGGUGGGGUUUCAAGUUUUCGUGUUUAGGUUAGCUUUACAACAUUUGUUAGAGCGGGGCUUUAGUUUAGAUUUUUAAGAUACUAUAUAUAUCCAUAUAACACCAUAUCUGUAUGUAAAAAGAUUCUGAAUAAUGAGCUUGUGUAAUGUUUAAUGUAUAAUGUUUAUGCCAAACAGCAGAAGAGUAUAUCCAAAUACCUAGGCGUGUAAGUGUUAUGUAUGAAUGUGUUUGUAUGUGAAUGAAUGUUGUGAGUGAAUGUUUGAACGUGUGUAUGCGUGACUGUAUCGAUGUCUAAGUAUUGAGAAAUCCAAGAAACUCAUUAUUGAAAUUCGAAUAUGAACUGUUUUUGAAACAAAACAAUAAUAAAAACAAUAUUUGAACUUUUUUUUAAACAA